Molecule: messenger RNA, 4612 nt
Organism: Carassius gibelio (silver crucian carp)
Lineage: Eukaryota; Metazoa; Chordata; Actinopteri; Cypriniformes; Cyprinidae
Product: KN motif and ankyrin repeat domain-containing protein 3
Exons: 11
Coding region: 240-3065 (941 amino acids)
Biological process (GO): negative regulation of actin filament polymerization
Cellular component (GO): cytoplasm; cytoskeleton
Molecular function (GO): protein binding
Source: RefSeq, a predicted model, not a curated record
CCAUUCAAAGCAAUGUCAGCGCCGCCCACGAGCCCGAGCUCGAGCCUACACUUCAGCAGAUCAUUUAACCGGAUCCCGCCACAGACCCUUCAUGUUGACCCACCCGGGAUGAACGGUAACCACUGGUCUUCUGACGGCUGGAAAUAAAUCAGCGCAUACUCGGAUUAUUAUAACGCAAAAACAAAGUAGCAAGGGUGUGUUGAUUUGUCUUCUGAAGGGGCAGCACAAGGCUCCAUAAAAUGACCCAGUCUGUGCAUAUAACCUCCAAACUGCCAAAUCUGAGUGCUCCUCCUUUUCUUGGCUCUACUGAGGAAGAAACAGAUCAAGGUGGCUCCUAUUCAGUACAGACGCCCUAUGGAUUCCAGCUGGACCUUGAUUUUCUCAAGUAUGUUGAGGAAAUAGAGAGUGGACACAACAUUCGUAGGGCUAAUGUGAACCCUCGGCGGGGAUCCCGGGGUGACCGUGGGUAUCAGAGGAAUUUAAGUGUUGGUGGUCGGGCCAGUGGCUGGACCUCCACCGAGUCCCUUUCCUCAACAACCAGUGAGAAUGGCCAGACUAACCCACCUUUUCUCCAGAGCCCUAUCACACCACCUAGUAAAUCACAACCACUUUCCCCAUUACCAGUCAUUAGUCCCAGUCCACCUACUUACUCCAAAGUGCCACCACCGCCUCCACCACGUAACCCUAGGGUUGAGAGAACGCUCCUUGAAACUAGUCUUCGGCUCCAACAGGAGCAAAGUCAGUUUUUCAAUGGAUUAGGCUCUAAUUUGUCUGACCUUUCAAAAGGGAGCUCCAAAGCCGGUGGAUCUAAUAGGGACUUCUCUCCAGCUUCUUCCCAGCUUGCUUCAGAUGCCCAAUUGUUACAGAUAUCACCUGUUGUUCAGAACCCCCUUUCUGGGGUCUGGACCAAAGCAAGUCCUCAGACAUCUGGAAGGAGCACGCCAGCCUCCAACUCAGGAACACUGCCUCCUGGGCAGCUUCAUACAGUGCGAGAACAGAUGGCCACUGCCCUUAGGCAGCUAAGAGAGAUGGAGGAGAGAGUGAAAGGACUACCAGUUCUAGAAAGAGAAGUUUCCAUGCUCCGUGCCGAAAAAGAAAGGUUGGCUAAUGAACUUCAAAAGAAAACAGAGGAACUUGAUGCAACGCUCAAACUGCGGGUCUCCACUGAGGCAGCAGUAGGAGCCUCUCAACCAGGAUCCAAACCAUCCCCAUCACUUUGGAAUAAAAAGCCAGAAUGCAAAAGUACUGAACAAGACAAAACGGAAAUAAAGAAACUAGCCAUUACUCGUGUAGAAAAAAGAUCCAUAGCAGUAGGCAGUGACAAUCCCAUUGAGACUGUGGUUGUUUACAAUCGCCAAGCGGUCAAGGAUGCUGCUGUCGAAGCUACUGUUGAUGUUUGUCAUGCAGCUAUUGAGACUGAGACUAGUGUCAUGCAUGAUGAGGGAAAUCAGACUGGAGUGGCUACAGACGAUGCGGCAGUCUGGGUAAUAGAAUCAUUUCUAGGGCUACAAAGUGAGACAGAACGAGAAAUUGACACCCUGCAGCACACUGUCAAAUGUCAACAGGAGUCAAUCCAGGUUCUCGAGACAAGAUUAACUCAAGCCAACCAAGAUCUUGAAGCUUUAAAGGCUCAAGAAAUUGAGAGGGCAUCCAAGAUUAUGCUGGACAAAGAGACAAUAGCGAAACCACAGACAGCAAAUGCCCAAUCGGAAACAUGUCUUGAAGUUUGUUCAGUUGGAGUGUUGUUUCCAGAUGCGACUGACCAGGAGUACUUUUCAAAAAAUGACCAAAGCAUUCAAACAGAUCCUGUGGAAACUUUAAAAGAAGAAACAGUGGAGCUAGUAAGCAUUGGUAUCCAGUGGGAAUGUCUUGAUGAUACACAAGAUGCUGAAGAACAGACAAUGUCUGCAGAGGCUGCAGGCCCUCUGAAAUCUAUCAUGAAGAGGAAGGAUGGGAGUGGUGCUGGCGCAGCUUCCAGCGGUGGCAAAAAGAGCCUGAAGUUUGUCGGAAUUCUAAAUGGAGGUUAUGAGUCGACCUCUAGUGAAGAGGAUGAAGAAGAGGAUGAAGAGAGUUCAUCAGAUGGAAGUGAGGCCGGUGCGUGUUCAGACAGCAGUGUGGAAGAAGGGGCAGCUCUAGAGGAUACAUCUGAUGAAGAGAUGAAUAUAAAUAUGGAAGAAUCUGACAGUGAUGAAAACAUGACAGCUAGGACUGAAGAUUCAAAGGACCAGGAAGAGGAAGUGAAGGAAAAGUUUGAACUAAGUGCCAAAAUGCGUGAGGCUUGUCUAAUUUUGAAGAACCACCUUAAUGACGGAGCAAAAUCAGUGAAGAGUAAAGAAGUGUUGUCCAGCACUCACAGCGUUCAGCUGGAGUGGUUCAGAGUGUCCAGUGCAAAGAUGGCCCAGCCGUCACGUGUCUCAAAUUACCUGAUGGCUUUCUCAGAGGUCUCCCCCGUCCUGCUGGAGCACGUAGUCAACAUGACGGAUGGCAACGGCAACACUGCCUUACACUACAGCGUCUCCCAUUCCAACUUCGCCGUGGUGGACCUACUCCUCGACACAGGCAUGUGCAACGUUGAUCAGCAGAAUAAAGCCGGAUAUACUGCUGUGAUGCUGGCAGCGCUUUCAGCAGUGAAGGAGGAGGACGACAUGGCAGUGGUCCAGAAACUCUUCCGUCUGGGCAACGCCAAUGCCAAGGCCAGCCAAGCGGGACAGACGGCUCUGAUGCUGGCCGUGAGUCACGGGCGUCAGGAGAUGGUGCGAGCGCUGCUGGACUGCGGCGCUGAUGUGAACAUCCAGGACGACGAGGGCUCCACUGCUCUGAUGUGUGCGAGCGAACACGGUCGGGCUGAGAUCGUGUCCUUACUGCUGGAGCAGCCGGCGUGUGACAUCUCAGUCGUGGACAAUGAUGGCAGUAAUGCUCUCUCCAUUGCUCUGGAGGCGUCCCACAAUGAUAUUGCUGUUCUACUGUACGCUCACAUGAACUACUCAAAGACACAGGCAGAUGUAUCAUCGAAAGCAGUCUCCCGAAGCCCGUCCACUCCUAGAAAAACAUGGCCCUCAGAGUAACACGUGGACACAUUAAGAACAAAAUGAAAAUAAAAACAUAACUAACUAGCUUUACUGGAAGAUUAUAACAAUUUCUGUCUUAUACGUUUAUACAUAUAAAUAUGUUUAUAUUGUAUUCAUUUUUAUGCACAUAUUUAAUGCACUAUAAUGCAACAUAAACACAUUAAUGUAGGCAAGACCAAUAAUUUUACUUAUUUUUAAUCUCCAACAGGUGUAUCUUCUAUAUUAAGUUUCUUACUGCCAUGAUGUCAGUGUUUAAAUUAGGGAGAUAAGGUAUUUGGGAUAACUGCAGCUUAGCUGUAAUCUUAUUGUGAUUACAUGGUUCACAAGCUAAACAUUUGUUUUGAUUAGCGGUCAGAAAAACUCAAGUGCAAAUCAUACAUGAGCAUGAAAUAUUGCAGCAGAUUAGGGUGAAUCAUUCAUAUUUGCUUGAGAAACUCAAUUAUUAAACACACAUCAUAGCUUCACAACACAGGCAACCUGCGACUGCUAUAAUUAUGUACUGUUUGGAAAAGGCCAGCAACAAACAUGAACUCCACCCUUGUUUUCUUUUACAGUGAUUUAUUUUUUUUAUCCUCUGAUCUAAUUGGAUAAAACUCAGCCGUUAAAAAUACUGUGUCUGGGGCUGAUGGUGGCCCAUUAGCUGAGCGUUUAUUUAUUUUUUUAUCUAGUUUUUGAACCGAAAGCACAUCGCCUAACUUUGGAAAAGAGAAAGAUUUGCCUUGAGAUGUUGACCGAUCACAGAAAGGUUUCUGAACUGAACUUGAGAACUAUAACUGAAUGAAAUCAGCCAGAAAUGGCCCCAAAACACAAAUAUCAAUCUGGACAAAUCAAAGCAAAUGGAAAAAAAGCACUUUUCAGUUGUUAAGCUUGAAAUCCCAACACACUGUGGCUGUGAAAUGUUAAAAUGUUCAUAGUUAAUUAAUUUGACAAUCUACACCUGUUGGUACCCUUUUCCAUAAUUAUUUGCACUUUACACAAAUUAAGAAGACAGGCGUUAAAUACCUGUAAAAGUCUUAAACUUAACUAGAAUAUUUACUGUAGAUUUCAAACACAGACAAUCUUUAAUUUUACCCAAAGAUGCUGCAGUAGCUCUGCAAACAGAAAUAUUUCAGAUGUUCUUUAGUUUCUCAUCUAAACAUAUUCAAUUGGAUUAUUUUUACCAGGCCUUUGUAUCAGAAUUUGUAUGUGUUUGUCUGUCAGUAUUUGGUUUAUUGUGUAUUUUACUUGGUCUCUAUGCUUUUUUAAAUGAUUGUAUCAUGCUGUGCAUCAUUUAGCAUUUUUUUACAAUUAAAGGAAACUCAUUAAGAAAAUGCACCUAUCCUACAAUAGUGGAUUUUAGUAGUGUACUGUAAAUACAUCAGUGUGACCAAUAUAUCAAUGGCUAAACCAUAUUAAAACACAAGAAAUCGGACAAAUCUGAAAGUAGUCUUGUGAAACAGAACAUGCUUAAUUAUAUUGAAUGCACAUGCGAUGUAGUUCAAACAUUAGAAAUGUCUUAACAGGUAAAAUGAUAUAUGGCUGAAAUAAAAGGCCACUUAAGUGUG